This is a messenger RNA of Harmonia axyridis, 2636 nucleotides long. RefSeq names its product tryptophan 5-hydroxylase 1. The coding region runs from base 356 to 1906 and encodes 516 amino acids. Gene Ontology annotation, molecular function: tryptophan 5-monooxygenase activity; iron ion binding. The transcript is spliced from 8 exons. The record is from RefSeq and is a predicted model, not a curated record. Gene Ontology annotation, biological process: aromatic amino acid metabolic process; serotonin biosynthetic process. Gene Ontology annotation, cellular component: neuron projection. Lineage: Eukaryota; Metazoa; Arthropoda; Insecta; Coleoptera; Coccinellidae.
AUGUCAACCUAACGAAAUAAAAUUUGGGAAGAUGGGAAACUUUGGCUAAUCGAAUUUUCCGGAUGUGCAGCGGAAAUGUUCAACAAUCGUUAAUUUAGUGUCUCGAAAUAGAAUUUGCUCGUCAUUUCGAGCAUAAACCUUCAUGUAUAGAACAGCGUUAUCGCUCUUCCGAGAGUUUCAAUAGAUUUAAUGUCCCGAAACCAGUAGAACGUGGGAUAAAUUCAUGAAUCGCUAUAAAUCCCUGAUUCUGCCAAUCAGACCUAGUGCCUGCGCAAGGGAUGUUGGACUACAAAAGACGGACUCGCUUGAGUAACUCUCUUCAGACCUGACAGUCUUUCGUUUGAAACAUUGCAGCAUGAGCGCUUCUGGUAAACCUCUGCUUGGCCUGUGGCUCUACCGAAGUGGCGAAAAUUGGGACACCAAGAAUGAGGUUCCUAUCCAGAAGGCUUUGGAUAAGCCCCCUCUGAAUGAGGAGAAAACCAAACAGACCUCCAAAGAACUGGAGAGAAUAUCCAUUAUAUUCUCGCUGAAAAAUCAAGUAGGCGGCCUGGUGAGGGCUCUUCAGGCGUUCCACGACCUGGGAAUCAACCUCCUCCACAUUGAGUCUCGUCCCUCAAACACGAGUGAAAAUGAGUCCGACUUCUUCGUCGAUAUCGAGUGCGAUAUGCAUCAGCUUCAACAGGUUGGCGUUCUACUACGUAGGGAGGUGCAGACGAUGGUUAUAGGGUCCUAUCAGAAGAAGGAGAAUGAGUUUUCACCACCGAUUCCAAUUUCAGCAACGGCCAGUUUUGAUUUUGAGGAUGCUCCAUGGUUUCCGAAACGUAUUCAAGAUAUAGACUUGGCUCAGAAUGUUCUGCGGUAUGGAUCAGCUCUAGAUGCCGAUCAUCCAGGGUUCAAAGAUCCAGUUUAUAGAGAACGAAGGGAACAUUUCGCAAAAAUAGCAAAUAACCAUAAGUAUGGACAGCCAAUCCCUACAGUUAAAUAUACGGAUGAAGAAAUAAGAACAUGGGGAACAGUUUUCAGAGAGCUCCACAAGCUCUAUUUGAAGCACGCUUGCAAGGAAUACUUGGAGAAUUGGCCCCAAUUGGUAAAAUAUUGUGGCUACAGGGAAGAUAACAUUCCCCAACUUCAGGAUGUUAACAAUUUCUUGAAGAGGAAAACUGGCUUCCAGCUGAGGCCAGUUGCUGGAUAUUUGAGUCCAAGAGAUUUCUUGUCUGGUCUAGCUUUCAGGCUAUUCCACUGCACUCAGUAUAUCCGUCAUUCUUCAGAUCCAUUUUAUACUCCCGAACCAGAUUGCUGUCAUGAACUCCUGGGACAUAUGCCGCUUCUGGCGAAUCCAAGUUUCGCUCAGUUCUCACAAGAAUUGGGAUUGGCAACCCUAGGAGCCUCUGAGGAAGAUGUCAAUAAAUUGGCAACCCUAUACUUCUUCACAAUAGAAUUUGGGUUGUGCAAGCAAAACGGAGAAAUGAAAGUGUACGGGGCCGGCUUGCUGAGCUCUGUGGCCGAACUGACGCAUGCCAUAAAUCAUCCUGAUAAAAUAAGAAGAUUCGACCCGAACGAGACUUGCAAGCAAGAAUGCAUCAUCACUUCCUAUCAGCACGGUUACUGGUACACCGAUUCCUUCGAGGAGGCGAAGGAGAAGAUGAGGUCAUUUGCCGAAAAUAUCCAUCGUCCUUUUGGAGUCCGUUACAACCCUUACACUCAGAGUGUGGAGGUGCUUAGCAACGAGCAGAAAAUAGAAGCAGUUGUGUCUGAACUACGUGGUGAUCUUUGCAUUGUGAACAGCGCUCUGAAGAAGAUCAGCGAACGCGAUGCCAACUUGGAUAUUCACCGUUUUGAAGAAUUGCUACGAAAGGGUCUUCAGGUUGAGAAUGAUGACGAAGAACCAAACCAACAGCAAAGCUAAAAAACACAUUAUACUGCGAUGAUAAUUAUACCUAUUCGAAUAAUUUUCGCUUUUUGUUUAAUACUCAGCAACUUAGAUGAACCAAAAGUUUUGAAUUGCCAACAUUUCUCCAAUAGAAACUUGAUGUGUACGAAAUUUUGAUAUUAAUUAGAUGUUACAGAAUACGUAGGAUCCUUUUCAGUGAUAUCUAAAUAAUAGUUAACACAAAAUAAAGAAAAAAAUAAUUGAAAAAAAAAUAAAGAAGAAAAAAUGGAAAUAAAAGAAUGGAAAACAAAAUAGAUGUUGAGUAAAUGAAUACAGAGAAAUAAAGUCAGAGACAGAAUAUGAGUAGAUAAUUCGUUCUCAUUUUUAUAUGAUGAUGCUUCUCUGUAUUCACAAGAUGGCAAAUUCUUUUCUUAAUGAAACUCUCAUUUUAUUUUUAGAUAUCUUCGAAUUAAUUUUAUGUUAAAUAAAAAAUAAAUGAAUACAUAAUAGAGGUGAGAAAAUGUUUGCAAUUUUGGUUCAGAUAAGUUUCCGACUAAAAGCUUGAGAUUGAAAUCACUCUAAUACUUUUUUCCGUGUCCUGUAUAUGAGAUAUUCGCUUGAACCAGUCGUUUGAAAUAGUUUCUCUAAUAUGUAUAACAUGAUUGUUCGCUUCAUGGUAACCAAUUAUUCAUUGUAGGUGCUAUUGUGAGAACUGUGAUCCAUCAAGUUUUUAUGUCAGAUAUGAAUAAAAUUUUGAGAGCAAUGA